UAGCUCCAGCACGUCAAAUAAACUUCUUUAUCACUGAAACAUAACACAACAAGUCUAUCUAAUUUUUCUAAAAGAUGGAAAUAAAAGAAGAAAUCGAGGAACCACUCAUAAGUUCAGUUAUUGUUAAGGAAGAAUAUUGUGUUCAAGAGGAUACUGAAUUCGAACCUACUCUGGGAGAUGAGGAAGUUUCGCAGGAUUUAGUACAGAUAGAACAAUUCCAAAUUAAAGUAAUUGAAAAACAUAGUAAAAAAUCGGGUAAAGAGCAUAAAUGUCUCUAUUGCGAUGGUGUUUAUGCUACUCCUUCGAGGCUAAAGGCUCACAUGAAUAAUCACAUUGAAGAAAGAGCCUUUCACUGCAAUCAGUGUACCAAGUCUUUUGCCACCAAAAGCAACCUCGAAAAGCAUCUGAUGACACAUUUAGAAGGAGUGACCUAUCCUUGUACGAUCUGCAAGAAAAAUUUCAAGAACUAUGACUAUCUCAGACGGCACAUCCGGAGGCACUACGCUGAUAGACGCCAUGAAUGUUCCUUAUGCGACAAAGUCUUCCGAGAGAAAACCUACUUGAAUCGUCAUGUGCAGAUAGUUCAUGAAGGGAAGAAACGCUACGAAGUGGUAAAAACAGAUAGAAAGCCAAUGAUAUGCCCAACUUGUGGAAAAAUCUUCUGCGAAAAAAUCCCUUAUGAACGCCAUGUAACAGUUCACAGUGAAGUUAGGACUGAGAAAUGUUCAAAGUGUCCCAAAAGAUUCAAACACUACACUGAUCUCAAUAGACACCUUGCCAUCCAUCGAGAAGACAAGCCAUUUACCUGCGACAUUUGCAGCAUGUCCUUUACACGAAAAGAAUAUCUCAGAUCACACAAUUUGACUCACAUGGAAAAGUCCUUUCAGUGCCACUACUGUUCGCAGGUCUUUGGCAGGAAGGAUUACGUCAAAAGUCACAUUAGAAGGCGUCAUCCUGGCCUUCCUAUUAGGAAAGAGGACGCUACUACAUGCGCAAAAGAAGGAUCUGAAAGUCCAGUUGUAAUAAAAGUUGAAUAAAUGUUUUAAGUUUGAACUUCCAAAUAUGAAGGCCAUAGUUAGAAAUAAAGAAAAUUAAAAAAAGAUCCAUC
Phlebotomus papatasi is the source of this 1108-nucleotide messenger RNA. Its product is annotated as gastrula zinc finger protein XlCGF7.1-like. Lineage: Eukaryota; Metazoa; Arthropoda; Insecta; Diptera; Psychodidae. The coding region runs from base 75 to 1037 and encodes 320 amino acids. The record is from RefSeq and is a predicted model, not a curated record. Gene Ontology annotation, cellular component: nucleus. The transcript has 4 exons.